AUGAUAGGGUGGGGGGACGUGUACAGGGUGGCGGCCGCCAUGGCGCCGCUCUACUUCGCCCUCGGCCUCGGCUACGGCUCCGUGCGGUGGUGGAAGCUCUUCACCCCGGACCACUGCGACGCCGUCAACCGCCUCGUCGUCUACUUCGCCUUUCCGCUCUUCGGCUUCGACUUCACCGCCCGCGCCGGCUCCUUCGCCGCCGGCUACCGCGUCCUGGCGGCCAACGCCGUCGCCAAGCUCAUCGUCGUGCUCGCGCUCGCCGGGUGCGCCGCCGCCCGGCGCGCCAAGGCCGCGACGCGCCGCGGCGGCGGCAGCGCGCCCUCGUCCUACUCCUGGUGCAUCACCGGCUUCUCGCUGGCGGCGCUCAACAACGGGCUCCUCGUGGGCGUGCCGCUGCUGGACGCCAUGUACGGCAAGUGGGCGCGCGACGUCAUCGUGCAGCUCUCGGUGCUGCAGGCCGUCGUCUGGCUCCCGCUGAUGCUGGUCGUCUUCGAGGCGAGGCAGGCCUGGCUGGAGGUGACCCCGGAGCCGGCUGAUCAAGGCGCCGUCGCGCGCGAAGAAGGCGACCUGCAGGAGGCGCCGGGGAGCGACGUCCACCGGCCAGCAGCAGCCGGAGAUGGCCGGAAAAUGGCGGCGACGGGGUGCGCGUUCUGGGCGCCGCUUCUGCGAGCGGUCGUGGUGAAGCUCGCCCGCAACCCCAACGUGUACGCCAGCCUCCUUGGGGUCGCGUGGUCUUUCGUGGCAAACAGGUGGCACCUGAAGAUGCCAAGCAUCAUAGAUGGCUCCAUCGCGAUCAUGUCAAAGACCUGCAUUGGAAUGGGAAUGUUCAGCAUGGGCAUGUUCAUAGGACUACAAGACAAGUUUAUUGUGUGUGGACUAGGCUUGACCGCGUUGAGCUUGGUGUUGAGGUUCAUCGUGGCACCGGCCGCCACCGUAGCUGGAGCCCUAAUUUUAGGACUCCGUGGUGACCUUCUACGUGUUACUAUCUUGCAGGCUGCACUGCCACAGUCAGUCGCAACAUUUGUCUUCUCACGAGAGUAUGACCUGCAUGCUGGUGUACUUAGUACCGCGAUUAUAGUCAGCACACUGGCUUCGUUGCCUGUGUUAACCGCAUAUUAUCUUGUUUUAGGGCUUGUAAUAUAG
This is a messenger RNA of Triticum dicoccoides, 1143 nucleotides long. RefSeq names its product probable auxin efflux carrier component 5b. Gene Ontology annotation, molecular function: auxin efflux transmembrane transporter activity. Gene Ontology annotation, biological process: auxin polar transport; auxin export across the plasma membrane. The record is from RefSeq and is a predicted model, not a curated record. Lineage: Eukaryota; Viridiplantae; Streptophyta; Magnoliopsida; Poales; Poaceae. Gene Ontology annotation, cellular component: plasma membrane; endoplasmic reticulum. The coding region runs from base 1 to 1143 and encodes 380 amino acids. The transcript has 5 exons.